CUCUACGACGUCAUCAUCUCGGCAUGCUACAGCUGCAGGCUCCUGCUAUGUGGGCACCAUCAAUCCACGAUAGUCUGACAACUAUACAGGCCUGAGAACAAAAGACAUUGGGAUGUCACGAUCAAUGUCACGCUCAGACGAACAACGGCAAAUGUGAUCGAAUAAGAACUUGAGCACCAGCGCCCGGCCUUGCAGCCUAUCCAUAGUAUGACUGGAAAGAGCAAGUGACAACUGAGUCAUCUUCACUCACCGUGAGGCGUUCCGUGCACCACAGGAUAAUAUGUAGCAACUCUCCAGGAAUAUCGUUUCUCGUCUAUCCUCUGAGGACUACGAGAACGCGCCUGCACAACUAGAGUACCAUCAUCAGCCAUGGCAUCCCCACCCUCUCUGAUACAUCUAGACGGCACAACUCUCGAAGGUGGCGGCCAACUCCUCCGAGUAGCCCUUGGUCUUUCGAGUCUUACCAGAAAGCCGAUACACAUUACCCAGAUCCGAGGCAGGCGCUCUGGUGGCGGAGGACUGAAAGCUCAGCACCUGACUAGUGUCGAGUGGCUAGGCCGAGCCAGCGAGGCGAAGACCACUGGCGCAGAGCUCAAGAGCAAGGAGAUUGUGUUUACUCCAGGAGCCGCUCUUCAAGCCAAUAAUUUGUUGAACGCUGGUGAGGUGCGGAUCCGACAGACGACGCCUGGAAGCGUCAACCUGGUAUUGCAAGCUAUCCUACCAUACAUCCUCUUCUCUGGCGUCGAACAUCCAAUCCGAGUCCGCAUAGAGGGAGGAACCAAUGUCUCCAAUGCACCCUCAAUCGACUACACAACUCAAGUUCUUAUCCCAAUGCUCCAGUUAAUUGGCAUACCACAUGUCGCCAUCGCUGUCCACUCGCGCGGCUGGUCACAAGGCAGCGCAGCCAUCGGCAGCGUCACAUACACCAUCACACCUCUGCAGGCCAGACUACCAGGGUUCCAGCUAACCGAGAGAGGAGACAUUGUCAGCAUAACUGCAACGAUCAUAGCACCGCGGGAUACCGAACGUCAGUUCCGCGAGGAGUUGGACGACAUGUUUGAGCGACGAAUACUCCGCUGCCUUGGCAGUAACGCCGGUAAUGCAGAAAUAAAUACUACCAUCACAUUCGAGAACUCACAUCACGAGAAGAGAUACUACCUUCUCCUUGUAGCGACAACAUCUACUGGCAUGAGAAUUGGCCGCGAUUGGCUCUAUGGUCGCGGUUUCAAGUCCGGCCUUCUCGAGCGCAUCGUUCCCGGUAUGGUGAAGAAAGUAUCUGAUGAUUUGAUGGCAGAUAUUGAGCAUGGAGGGUGUGUCGAUGAGUAUCUGAGGGAUCAGCUGGUUGUGUUUCAGGCGCUUGCUCAAGGGGAAAGUCGAGUUUAUGGAGGAAAGAAGAAGGACGGGGGGUUGCUGGAGCCGAGUCUACAUGCGAAGACCGCUAUGUGGGUGGCGAAAGAGAUACUCGGGGUGAAAUUCGAUGGAGAGAGUGUAUGCGAGGGUGUGGGGUACGCACCUAGUGUUGUGAAUGAGGCUCAGGAGUAUGGUCGUCCUUGCUGGCUGCAGUGGCUUUGUCCGCCUCGCUAG
Molecule: messenger RNA, 1584 nt
Organism: Alternaria alternata
Lineage: Eukaryota; Fungi; Ascomycota; Dothideomycetes; Pleosporales; Pleosporaceae
Product: RNA 3'-terminal phosphate cyclase
Exons: 2
Coding region: 370-1584 (404 amino acids)
Biological process (GO): RNA processing
Cellular component (GO): nucleus
Molecular function (GO): RNA-3'-phosphate cyclase activity
Source: RefSeq, a predicted model, not a curated record